AUGUCGGCUCCCCCUCGCGCAAAUUCUACUUCCCCAUCAGCGUCCUCACCAACGAUUCCGCGACUGGUGGAGAACCGCAACUAUACGCGCUUUGCGGACGUCGGCUUCGGCAACCGGCUGGCCGACGCGCGCAACCUCGUACAUACGCAGACACCCUCCAUUCCCCUUCGUCCAGAACACACAACCGCUGUAGGAUCAAUUGCGUCUGAAGUCGCCAACUCGAUUCGACGGGCUGCCUUGAUCCCGCCUGGUGCGCCAAAACAUGGAUGGGAGAAGGGAUCAUACCGGUCACCCUUCGACUAUCAUAUCCCUGGCCAUACCGUAGGUGGCAGAGACACGCCUUCUAGUAGAUCACAUUCGCAUGCUACUCUUUCGGGGCUCUCUUCAUCUUCACCUCUCAACAGCAUGACGCCAGCCUACACUUCGACGUCUCCUGCGGCGCAGCCAUACGAGAUAUUCGAUCCACCUUGCCGUACGGUUACUCCUGGUCCUGAUGCAAGGGAACGUCUUGUUCUCAUUGCACCCCUCCGCAUAAUUCGCGGAGCAGGAGUCCACCUUUGUGAGGAUGACCGGGAGAAACUGUAUUGUUUCAUCGACGGUUACAUGGCCGACUCGUUACACACUGUUGUCGAACGUGAUGGCAUCCUUCCCAAUAUCAUUUACAAGGUCAGCAUUCCCAUGACAGACACCGCUUGGGUCAGCUACAACCAAGUUCUCGCUGCAUUUGGGUUCGCGAAUGGUGUGAAUGAGAUGCUCAUUUCGGGCUCCGACAAAUUCGACAAGUACACAUAUAUCAUCGAUGAUGUGAGCGCAGAGCACGAACAAGGUUGGAAGGUACUAGCGAGUUCAAGUGAGAGAAACCUCGACAUGACAAGACUUUCGCAAGAGCUGGUGCAGAUCUGGAAGGAUGUAUGGAUCGAGAAUGGAUCUGGCUAUGUCGGCGUGACGAAGGAUUUUGUACGAUAA
Messenger RNA from Alternaria rosae, 966 nucleotides. RefSeq lists its product as uncharacterized. NCBI's taxonomy places the organism in Eukaryota, Fungi, Ascomycota, Dothideomycetes, Pleosporales, Pleosporaceae. The transcript has 2 exons. The record is from RefSeq and is a predicted model, not a curated record. The coding region runs from base 1 to 966 and encodes 321 amino acids.